This is a messenger RNA of Mizuhopecten yessoensis (Yesso scallop), 7906 nucleotides long. Its product is annotated as scm-like with four MBT domains protein 1. The transcript is spliced from 16 exons. Lineage: Eukaryota; Metazoa; Mollusca; Bivalvia; Pectinida; Pectinidae. The record is from RefSeq and is a predicted model, not a curated record. The coding region runs from base 235 to 3882 and encodes 1215 amino acids. Gene Ontology annotation, biological process: regulation of DNA-templated transcription. Gene Ontology annotation, molecular function: protein binding. Gene Ontology annotation, cellular component: nucleus.
CUAGUUGCCAUCUUGAAUGUGGAAGUUGGAAAGGAAAACUGAUCUUUUUCCUUCUCAAAUAUGAUGAUAAAACGAAUAAUCCCAAACAGAUGUAGCAGUUGAUGUGAGCUACACCUGAUCAGGGUUUGUAGCUGACCCUGUCUGGCUAGUACACCUCAUGAAGAAGUGAUGUGUUUGUGACCAAAAAGCUCCGAGAUACACUCUUUUGAUCGUGGGGAUAUAAAGGAGGCUACCAUGCAGAACCAUCCAAGUCAGAAUGCGAUGCAGAACCCUUCAAAUCAUUCUGGACAAAACAAUACUGGUAUGCUGAACCAGACGGGACAGAACAUGGUGCAGAACCAUCCAGGUCAGCACGGCAGUCGUCCUGUGUCCAGUCCCUUACAACUCCCCCAUUCUCCACUUUUAUCUCCAAAUCCAGGAGUGGCAAGUUUCUAUCAACAGCUGUCCCCGGGUGGGACUGUGAGGGGCCCAAUGACUGUCCAGUCACCAAUCCCAGGGGGCCAGAUUCCUCAUCUGGUCCCUAGUGGGGCCUUCCGUCAGCCAAUGGGACAGGCAAUGCAGCAGAUUAUUAGUCCCACAACCCCCAUAUCAAUGGGGAUGCCACUUAAUUCUAACAUCUUCCAUGUAACUAUGGCUGGCCAAAGUCCAGUGUUUGCAACAUCUCAGCAGGGCAUGACACAGUUUCAACCAAUCUUUCUCAAUGGUCAGCAAGCAACCAUCAUUAACUCAGUCCCAGGUAGUCCCGGUGGCAUAGGAAUCCUGGGAACUACACAGAACAGUGGCAUUCCCACGGGACUGUUCACGGCAGGUCCUACCCCCGGCGGUCCAAACACACUGCAAACUCUUCAACAUCAACCCAUUCAGUAUCUAAAUGCACCGAUAUCACCCGCCAGUCAUGGUAUCCCAUCCAGGCCAGGGUCCUUUCCAGGAACUGAUACAGAAAUGCCAACUGACCUGAGUAAAAAGACCCCGUCAACAUCCAAAUGUAAUACUCCAGACAUGCCACCUAUAUUAGUCCCAGUUACUCAAUCUAGUUUUAAACCUAAUACUCCAGUUACGGUAACUGCCAAACCAGUUGUAGAAACAAGCAAAAAGGACCCAAAAACUAAGGAAACAUCAGCAGGCGAUAGCACCACAAAAAAGACGGCUUCCAAUGUCCCCAGCGAGACAAAGGAAUCCAAGGGAGAUAAACCUAGUUCACAAAAUAGUACCAAGUAUGACAAGAUUGACACUGCUGAUUACACCGCAGAUGGGGUACCUGUGGAAUAUGCUGAGCCCGAGUUUGUAUGGGAAGAAUACCUUCAGGAAACUGGAGCGUCUGCAGUUCCUCCAACAGCCUUUAAACAUGUGGAAUGUAGUCUUGAGAGCGGCUUUGUGAAGGGUAUGAAGCUGGAGGUUCCCAACAAGUGUCAUACAGACACCUACUGGGUAGCCUCUGUCAUCAUGACGUGUGGUCCAUUACUACGGCUACGCUACGAUGGAUACGAGGAAGACACAUCGGCAGACUUUUGGUGUGACCUUAUGACCUCUGAAAUCCAUCCCAUUGGCUGGUGUGCACAAAACAAUCAGAUACUGCAACCUCCAGAAGCCAUUAAGGACAAAUUUGAGGACUGGAGGGAGUUUUUAGUCAAGUCCCUCACAGGGGCCAGAACAGCCCCUUCCUACCUUCUGGAUAAGAUGACUGGAAUCACCCCUAUCGACCAGCUAAAGCAGGGAAUGCGGCUGGAACUUCAGCACCCCAUCAACCCCAUGGAGAUAUGGCUUGUUAAAAUUAUAGAAAAUGUGGGAGGCCGUCUGUAUCUCAGGUUCGAGGGAGCCGACACUGCAGCAAAUGACUUCUGGCUGUUUUACCUAAACCACAGGUUGCACCCCAUUGGCUGGGCUAAGUCAAAUGCUUACAGAUACAAUCCACCUAAAGAACUCUUCAGUGAGCACUCCGAGCAGGAAUGGAUGCAGAUUCUGGAGAAAGCCUUGCAGGAAUCAGAGAAUAUGAUCCUACCAUUGGCCAUAUUUAAGGACCAGGUAGAAAUUGUCCAUCACACUUUCCAGAAGGGUUGGAAGCUUGAAGCUUUGAAUCCCAUCACACGUAACCAGAUCUGUCCCGCUACAGUCGUAGACAUCCUCGACAAAAAGUACUUCCUGGUUGAACUAGAUGACCUGCAGUCUGUAGAUCCACAUUUCCGCAUACGAUUCUCAUGUUACUCCGAUUCCAAGUGUAUCUUCCCUGCUAAUUGGUGUCACUACAAGGGGCUUAAAUUAACUCCACCUAAAGGCUGGCCUAAGAUGGAUUUCAACUGGAAUGAGUAUCUGGAAUACAAUCGAGCAAAGGCUGCACCAGAAUCCUGUUUUAAUUUAGACAAACCAGAUCACCAAUUUGAACGAGGCAUGAAGCUGGAGGCUGUCAAUUCUGAAAACCCGAAUCAGAUAUGUGCUGCAACCAUCACAAAGAUAGUGGAGCCACUGGUUUGGAUUCACCUUGACAACAGUGCCCGUGUGGUUGCCAGCCACAUUGAACACGUUGAUUCACACAACCUGUUUCCAGUCGGCUGGUGUGAGAGUAACGGCUACCAACUGAAGCCUCCCAGGAAAACCGGACUGAAAGGUCGUCCACAGAAACGAGUGGCUGUGGUUCCCCCAGGACUUCCAGACAAUCUCACAGAUGAAGCUUACACACAGUUAAAGAAUGGAGACAGUGCAGUUGGUGGUCUGUUGACAGGAAAUGCGUGGUGUCCUAAGAUCUAUUACAACCAUCAGUGUUUCUCUGGCCCCUACCUCAGUAAGGGCCGCAUAGCCCUGCUCCCCAAGUGUGUCGGCCCCGGCCCCAUCUCCCUAGUGAUGAAGGAGGUCCUCUCCAUGCUGAUCAACGUUGCCUACAAGUCUUGUCGGGUUCUAAGAGAGCUCCAAGUCGAGGGUAAAAUCAACCCCAACAUGAUGCAGCAAUCACUCAAAGCCAAAUAUAAGGGAAAGAGUUACCGGGCUAUGGUGGAGAUCUGUCGGACCACAGACCAGCUGGACGAGUUCUGUCGCUCCGUCUGUAUCAAACUGGAGUGCUGUCCAAACCUCAUCAGUCCAAACUUCGUCAAUGGCAGCUGUCCUGAAUCAUGUGCACAACUCACCAAGACCAAAUACACUUACUACUACGGAAAGAAGAAGAAGAAGCUGGGCCGACCACCUGGUGGUCAUACAAACUUAGAACAUGGACCCAAAAAACCCGGAAAACGUGGCAGAAGGAGAAAGAUCAGGCUGUUGCAUUUGAAUGAGGCUCCACUAGGUAUGCUGCCGACUUUGGAGAAAGAGGAGGAGAAUGGCGACGAUGACAAAGAUAGCAUAGCUAGUGACACACGCACUGUUGAUAGCAGUGGUACAAAUGACUCAACUGAGAAAAUAAUCAAACGCAAAUCAGGAAAGUACAGUAACAAGAGAAAAUAUACUCAUCAUCUACCCCCACCAUCAGAGAUUAAAACCCGAGGUGCUAAAAUGCCAAAAUAUAGUUUUGAGCGACGAACUCAUAAGAAGAUUCUCAUCACUCCAGGAUCAUCACCAGUAAAAUCCCUAAAUCACGGCAAGGGCCAAAGUUCUAAGUUGAUGCAUUCCCAUAGUAAAGCGAUCAAGGAAGAAAAGAAGGAACCCAAAGAAAUCCUACGUUUGGAGUCCAACCCGCUGAAUUGGACUGUUUCAGAGGUGGUCAAAUUCAUAAAAACCACUGACUGUGCUCAUCUCUGUCGACUUUUCAAAGAUCAGGAGAUUGACGGCCAAGCACUGCUGCUACUAACCUUGCCAACUGUGCAGGAACAUCUGGAGCUCAAACUUGGACCUGCCAUCAAGCUUUGCCAUCAGAUCGAAAAAGUCAAGAUAGCUUUCUAUGACCAGUAUGCUAAGUGAUCUCGCGUUGAAGCUCAAGAUUAUUUUUCAACAAUAUUACAGUACUGGAUCAAGGCAUGCUGAAGUUAUGAUUACUUUUAUGUGACUUUUAACUGAAAAGUCACCCACAACGAAAUAUUAUUAUUGUUUUAAGUGGGAAAUGAAGGUUAUUGUAUAUUUUUUACCAGUAUGCCAAAAUCAACUAAAUACCAUACAACUUGGAUUUCUUCAGAUCACUAACAUGCAGGGGAGACUACCAUGGUGUUCAAUCAAUUUGAGAUUACUUUGUGUUCUGUGAUGUGGUUAGUAUUGAUGAACUGAUUUGUUUGUCUGAGACAUCUUACGGUAGCUGUUCUCACAGGAAAUGCUGGAUCAUAAGUGUGCCCCUAGUCUUUGAUGAAUAUGUGUAGCUGCACAUGUGUAAAAGUGAACUAAUGAAUGUCUGACAAAAAUAACUAGGUGCCCUGCACUGUUACUCAAAAGGAAAUAGCUUUGUUGCCUGUGUCGUUACUUACUCGACAGACAACAGCUUGGUACCCUACUUCCUUUUGUACUCUAAAUAAAAUCGUCUUUUCUUUACUCAAGACUAUAUCAUAAAUGAUGAUGCUCAUGGUGUAUUAAUACAUGUAGUGUCCUUUGCAGGAAAUAGAAAUCCAAUGGCUAAGCCUCAGUCCCACUUAAUGGAUGAUUUUAUUUGGUUUCUAUUAUGUAUAUAUGUAUCAAUGAAUUUAAACAAAUGAUUUGCUCUUUAGGUACUUCAGAUUUUAGGUGAAAACCACACAACCCUUUCACCACUGUAGACCAUAAUGGACUCAUCCAGAUCAAUGCAUGGUAGAGUCUACUAAAGUUGUCUAGGGGUGAAAGGGUUAAUGUAUAUACAAUAGGGCAAAUAUAUUCUUCCUGGAGAGAGAUUAGUGAAAGCUGGUGUUAGGGAUACCUACAGCAGAAUUUAUAUAUAACAGACAGAGUCUACAUUGCUAUUGAUUUAAAUGAAAUUUAGCAUGUUUAUUUGUACAGUAGUGUAAAGGAUUAAAUGUUAGUGUUUUAAAAACAAAAUAUAUUUAAUAUAGAUUUAUGUAAAAUAUAGAUUAUGUGUUGACUGAUUGAUGAUUAUAUACAGAUAUAGGGUUAAAUGGUUAUGAAAUGAUACACAGAUAUCAAGGAUUUCUUGUUAUAAGUCUGAUUUUAAUUUUUUCUGCGCUUUAUAUUUAAUGUUUAAUUUCUUUAAUACAAUUUUUUGUAUUUUUUUUCCCAAUGAAAAUCAUAAUCAGAAUAAGUUCUUGUAAUGGGUCAAAUUUCUGUUCUUUAUAUUAUGGAUAAAAUUAUGAAGGAAAUGUUGCUGAAAUUAAUAAUAUGUUUUGUUUCUUUUGUAAAAUAAUAGAAGUAAAGAAGAAUCGUCAGCAGUAUACUACACUCAUGCUCAUUGACUUUCUCUUGUGUUUUGUGUGGGUAGCUAUCGGUCCAGAGGUUGCACAUAGCAGGUGCUUGCCAUGGUAUGUGCAAUAAGUUACUUUUCACUGCGUAUCACAGGUUUCCAGCAUUAUGAACAAAUAAGAUCAUGUCAUCGAAUAAAUGUUAUUGUUUUUUUUCAAGGAUUCCUCACUUAUCUCUAUUAAAUCUGAUGUCCAAUUUAUCCUAAGGCUUUUAAUGUAAAAUUUAUUUGUGUAAUGCUGUGAAAAUUCAUAUGAGGCCCUGGGGCGGUUUCAUGAACGUUUCAUAACUGAAAUAGAGAUUCUUUUCCAAAUGAGAAUGAUUCCUUUGAUAAGGAUAAGAAUAUUAUCCUUGUUAACCCUUUCACCCCGAUGUAACUUAAGUAAACUCUACCAUGCAUUGAUCUGGAUGAGUCCAUUAUGGUCCAUAGUGGUGAGAGCGUUAAGAUGAUUCAUGAAGACGAAGACUUCCCUGCUAUAUGUGAUUUGUUUUACAGUAAAGACUGUUUGGUUUCAUUUAUUGUGUAGUAUAUAUUUAACAUUGUACAUACAUUUGUCUGACAGCAUUGCGGAAGAUCUCAUCAUGUGUUUUUGUCAUAAUUCACUAUUUUGUUAAACAAAUGAGCUUGUGAGAAAUGCAUAAUUUACUCAGAAAUACUUGAAACACCUGUUUUAUUUUUUUACGCUGAAAGGUUGUUUCAUAGUUUGUAGAUUGAGAAUCAGAAUGCUUUAAGGAUCCCUAUGCCACUACAGAAACUGUAACUAAGCAUUGGAAACUCUUUUUUCCGGAAGAUAUAUAUCUUUGAUAAACAUUUCUGGGGAAAAAACCCCAUACCUUGCGGGACUUUUAUGAGAAAUAAUAAGAUGUAAUAAGCAAAACAUAAUCAACAAUAUUGUUCUUAGUUUAAAAACAUCAGCAUGGAUAAACUAAGAUUCGAACUCUGGAGUUCAGAUUGUUAUGGUAUAUCGAUUGAGCUACCUGGUCAAUGGAGGUGUCCUGGCUUGAUUGUGCUACAGCUGUGAUAUCUAAAUGGAAGUUAAAGGAAUGUUACUGUAUGAAGGAAAAACCAUUUGGACAGGGAUCCUUAAAUCAUAUCAAAUAAAUGUGCAUUUUAUUUGUGUGAGAAACAUUGCAAAUAUACAACUACUCCAAGAAGGAUUUUGUGUGUGCCAUCAAGGGUUUUGCAAUUGAACAUAUAUAUAUACAUGACUGAGAUUUGCCACAUCUUACCUACAUGUAAAUAGUCUACAAAGAACACAGGAAGCAGGUGCUUGUACUUAUACAUUUUAGUACCCGGGACGGGGAACACAAUUUUCAAUGUUGUUCAGUGUUGCCUAUUUGAUUGAUAGCGCUGAUCAGGAAAAUUGUUAAUUUUGUGGUGAAACAAAUAGAUCAGAUCAAACUUAAAAAACUUUUUUUUUCAAUUUUAGGCCAUAUUUUUAUAAUCUUUAGAAGAAUUUGAAAAGAACAGUAAGUCUUGGGGGUAUCACUUUUAUAGUUGUUUAUUGAAAAUUAGUACAGUAAUAAAGAGUCAUAUAUUUAUUUAAAGUACAAGUUUAGCAAAAAAUAGAAUGUGAUGUAGAUAGAAUUAAAAUGAGAAGGCUUUUUUAUUCCAUUUAUAUAAGAUAGAGGGUAAUGCACCUGAAAUUUGAAUUAAAAUGAGGAGAUUUUAUUCCAUUUAUAUAAGAUAGAGUGUAAUGCAACUGAAAUUUGAUGAUUUCUGUGAAGCUGGUUAUUGUUGUAUAAUGCUGAUACAGUAUAUAUUGUUGUGAGUUUAACUCAUUCACCCCUGAAAUUUCAUAAUGAACUAUAUUUCAACCUUUGAAGUGGAAGAGUUUAGAUGUGUCUUCAGGGAUGAAUUAGUUAAAUAUCAAUUAGAUAUGUAGAUCUGUUAAAGAGUGCCAAGAUCUUUUUUCGUUGUUUUGUUUUGUUAAUUUAUGGGGUGUUAUGUAUGAGGUGGAUAUAUGAUAUACCAGUUCAUGCAGUAGGUACACUGUAGUUCUUGUAGCAGAAAUGUUGACACUUUUCAUAUCUAAGAGGGAAAUUGUUAUAAAGGGGUGAAAUUGGAGGAAAAAAAUCACUGUUUAUAUAACAUUUGUGGUUUAAUGUAUGUAAUUGAAAUGAGAUGAUUUGUAAAUCAGUAUAAUAUACAGAAUAUUUUAAUAAUCUAAUGGGGAGGACAAUUUUUGUUUGGUAAAUGUGUUUACCGGUAAUUUAAAACAGAACCUGUAUGUUUGAUUUCUCCAUUUUGUUACUUUGAUGGUAACUAUGUUAUAAUGUAUAUACAUGUCCACUUUUAGAAGUGCUAAAGGUGUCAUCACUCCAAUUCCUUGGUUGAUAUUUUUUGGUACUAUUUCAUAGUAAAAAACACCUCAUGUAAACUGCAUGUCAAACUUGUUCAUCAACUUUCAAAUUAUAAUGGUAUUAAUUUAUAUCCUUUUAAGUGAGUUAAUUCUAAAGUACAACUUACAAGUUACAGCAUGAAUAAUCUAUAGAAAUGCUAACACAGGGGAAGUAAGUAGUUGGCCCUGGCUGUAAAUCGGGCUUGGUGUUAAAAGAUAUAACAAUAUAAGUGCUAAAAUCAAAUAAACGAAUUUAUAUGUAGAACAUUGUA